Molecule: messenger RNA, 2716 nt
Organism: Ylistrum balloti
Lineage: Eukaryota; Metazoa; Mollusca; Bivalvia; Pectinida; Pectinidae
Product: ribosome quality control complex subunit TCF25-like
Exons: 16
Coding region: 1-1944 (647 amino acids)
Cellular component (GO): RQC complex
Source: RefSeq, a predicted model, not a curated record
AUGUCGAGUCGAGCACUGAGAAAACUUCAAGGGAAGACGCACCAGGAAAUAGACCCGCUUACUAUUGUGGGCGAGGAAUCAGACAGUGAUACCACUGAGAAUACCGAAAACUCAAACAAAAAAUCGAAGAAAAAGAAACCGACGAAAACUGCACCUUUAAAUCCUUUUGAAUUACUGGAAGAUGAGGAUGAUGACAAUGAAGAAGUGAAUGAAGAAGUAUCUCUACCUACAGAACAACCAGAAAAUCAAGCGGGUACUAAGAAGAAGAAAAAGAAAAAGAAGAAAAAACAAAAAGAAAAACAAAACAAAGAUGUAAAUGUUGAAGAAGACUUUGAGGCCAUUUUGAAGGCAGAGGGAGCAGAUCCAGAGAGAACAGAGGUCAAUGGAGACAUCUCUUCAACUCCCAUUACACAAAAAAUGAGGGCUCUUCUCUUUGUGGAACAUAAAAAUCUGAAUCCUGACAAUGAGAUGAGACGGAUAUUUGGAUCACGAGUUGUGCAGGCUGAAAACAGCCGCCGACAGAGACAGCAAAGAGGGAGGACGCGACAACGAGUGUCUUGGCUGACAACUCCUCGUGAUAACUGGCCACCAAUAGGCAAGACUGGAUUGACCAUGUCUCUACUAGAGACAAGAGGAGGCUGUCAAUACUUUACGUUUGAACACAGUCAAAAUUACCAAGAUGUGGAGUUUAAAUUUUACGAUGCUGUGGAAUCUCUGAACCCCCAAAACAUAGCGAAUAUCAUACAGCUCCACCCUUACCAUGUGACUGCCUUACUACAACUCAGUGAAGUGUUCCAUAUGGGAGAGGAUGCCCAGGCCUCUGCAGAACUCAUAGAGCGGGCUUUGCUGUCAUGUGAACUCUCCUUCCAUCCACUUUUUAGUCUCACUACUGGAACGUCUCGUCUUGAUUUCAAACGAUCCGAGAACAGGCCUUUGUUCCUUGCUUUGUUCAAACACUUGGCCAUAGUAGGUCAAAAAGGAUGUUACAAGACAGCUCUGGAAUUCUGCAAACUUCUUCUCAGCCUUGAGCCUGAGAUGGACCCCAUGUGUGUUCUUCUGAUGAUUGACUUCUAUGCCCUACGGGCCCAAGAAUAUUCCUUUUUAGUGCGUCUGUUUCAGGAAUGGGAGGCCCACAGAAACCUUACUCAGCUUCCCAACUUUGCAUUUUCUGUUCCCCUGGCCAUGUUUCUUCUGGCAUCAAGUCAAGAGGAGGACCACCAAAAAGCUGAUACUAUGCUACAAGAAUCCUUUCUGAUGUUCCCAGGACUACUUCACCCCCUCCUUGAUAAGUGCAGUGUUAACCCUGACCCUCAGGUCUCUAGUCAUGCUUUCUUUGGCCCAGACUCACAAUACAGUCAGCCUCCUGCUCUGAAGCAGCUGAUUGGUCUGUAUAUAGGUCGCUGUAACUCCUGCUGGAAGCAGCCAGAAGUUUUGGAGUGGUUAGAGAAAAAUGUAAAGGUGGUAUUACAGCGAGUAGAUAAUAAAGACCCAAUGGUGGAGGAGUUUCGAGUCAGACGUCUGUCACGGUACCAAGGCACACCACGUAACAUCCUUAGACACAUCCUUAUAUCGGAAAUUCAAGAUGCAACAGCAGCCCUUCCUCCGGACAUUGCCAACACUACAGUCCUCAGUUAUGACCCCUUACCUCCAUUGGAUUCUGUGUGUGGCUACGACAGGCCAGUACGGAGGCGGGCAGUUGAAGAUGCUGGUGCCUUGUCCACAUUUUUCCGAUCUCUGUUGCCAAACUUUAACAUUGAUGAGCCUGCUGCAGCAGCAGGUGCUACAGGACAGAAUGGAAAUGAACUUCGUCAGGGAAUCGGAGUACUGAUGGAUGCCAUGCGAGAUCUCCUCAAUAACAUCAGGCCCAUGGAGGUUCCAGUGGACAAUCCAGGAGAAAACCCAGAAAAUGAAGAUAUAGAAUUCGAACCAGAAGAAUGGGAUUAACCAUAACAUGUACCUCUAUAAAUAGAAAGCUGGUGGGGGAGUGAAACAGCAAGAUAUUAUAGGGGCCAAGUGUGGCACUUUCUAAAUUGGCUGUGUAUUAUAUGUACCCUAUUUGCAAAGUAUUUUAAAAGGAUAAAUUAUUUCUUAGAUCUGUUUCUUCUGCUAAUCAUGAAUUGACCAAAUUUUUUAUCUGAAGUAAUUUUUUAAAAUGUUUCCACACCAAGGAGUUAUGAUAUUGUAAGCUUGACUAAGGAAUCUACCUCUACAAAAGCAUUGUCAGGGCUAGAUUAUGUCAUUCAUGUUCACACAUUGACAGGGCUAGGUUAUGUUCUUCUGACACCAGGAGACUAGACUCAUUCAUGUUCACUUAUUGUCAGGGCUAGACUAUGUAACACCAGAAGAAUAGAAUUUGGAUUUUCCCAUGCUCACCAGACUAGAAUGUUGAUAUAUUGUGUUGACACCAUACAGACAAGCUAGAUAGGAGGGACCGCCUCCAGAUUACACCUACAUAGUAUGACAGAACAGAAAAGUAAAAGAUUAGCAUUGGUUUCCAAUGAAAAAUCAAAUUUAUCUUGAAAAUGUUGAAUAACAAUUUCACACAAUGAUCAUUGGUAUAUGGAAUGUGGAAACAAAAUGAACUUGUAUAGAUCAUUUUUAAUCAUAUCACAGGAACUAUACAGAGACUGUUAUAAGUUACCAUACUGGAAAUUGAUGUACAAUGGAGCUUCAUAACUGUGAUAAGAUUAAACAAGUAAAAUUGUACAGAAAGAUA